CUCGUAGCAGUGAGCGAUUGAUUCAAUUUGUUUCGGUUAUAAAGUCUAAUAACAGAAGUUAGGGUCGGGUUGGAUAGGGUUACGGUAGGAUACCGUAGCGAUAUGGCGUCAGGUGGCGGAGCGGCCAGGUCUUUCCUGGCGGAUGCUGGGUAUGGGGAGCAGGAACUGGAUGCUAACUCGGCACUGAUGGAGCUGGAUAAAGGUUUACGAUCCGGGAAGCUCGGAGAGCAGUGCGAAGCGGUGGUUCGUUUUCCAAGACUGUUUCAGAAAUAUCCAUUUCCCAUCCUUAUAAACUCUGCUUUCCUGAAACUGGCUGAUGUGUUCAGAGUUGGGAACAAUUUUCUUCGCCUCUGCGUGCUGAAGGUGACCCAACAGAGUGAGAAGCACUUAGAGAAAAUCCUUAAUGUGGAUGAGUUUGUGAAAAGAAUCUUUUCUGUCAUUCACAGCAAUGACCCGGUGGCCCGGGCUAUUACCCUCCGAAUGCUUGGAAGCAUGGCCUCCAUAAUUCCCGAUCGGAAGAAUGCCCACCACAGUAUCCGCCAGAGUUUGGAUUCCCACGAUAACGUGGAGGUAGAAGCCGCUAUAUUUGCUGCUGCACGCUUCUCAGCUCAGUCAAAGGACUUUGCUACUGGAAUCUGCAACAAAAUUGGGGAAAUGAUCCAAGGGUUGGCCACUCCUGUGGAUUUGAAGCUGAAGCUGAUCCCCAUUCUCCAGCACAUGCACCAUAAUGCCAUUUUGGCCUCCAACAGUCGCCAGCUUCUGCAACAAUUGGUGACGUCGUAUCCGUCCACGAAGAUGGUCAUCGUAACGCUGCACACCUUCACGCUGCUGGCUGCGUCCUCUUUGGUUGACAUCCCUAAGCAGAUUCAGCUUCUGUUACAGUAUUUAAAAAACGACCCCAGAAAAGCAGUAAAGAGGCUUGCUAUUCAAGAUCUGAAGUUUUUGGCUAACAGAACCCCUCACACAUGGAGCAGAGAAAAUAUUCAGGCGCUGUGUGAGUGUGCGCUCCAAACGCCAUAUGACAGCCUGAAGCUCGGCAUGCUCGCCGUUCUCUCCGCGCUGUCAGGUAGUAUCGCUAUCAAACAGUUCUUCAGUGCGGCGCCAGGAGCCAUAUCAGGCCCAGCGAGGUAUUCGGAUCUAAUAAAGUUGGCGCAGGAGUGCAGUUACCAUAGUAAUCGCGGCAUUGCAGCCCACGGCGUGACGGUUCUUACGAACAUCGUUUCAUCCUGUCAGGACAAAGAUCCUUUGGGUCUAGAAAAAGAUGCCGUGUACGGACUGGAAUCUCUCUUAGUUCUUUGUAGCCAAGGUAACAGCACGGGAGCUCAGCUAACAUUAAAGAUAGCGUUAUCGUGCAUGGUUAAAUUGGCGAAGAGCCGUCCUUAUCUGAGCCAGUCGGUGGUGGAGUCCCUGUUAACGCAGCUGCACAGCGCUCACGACUCGGCCAGGAUCUACAUGUGUCACUGUCUGGCGUCUGUGGCCAUGCAGCUCCCGGUCUUGGGGGACGGAAUGCUGGGGGACAUCGUGGAGCUUUACAAAGUAAUCGGCCGCUCGGCCACCGACAAGCAGCAAGAGCUCCUGGUGAGUCUGGCCACAGUUAUCUUUGUUGCCAGUCAGAAAGCUCUGUCGCCAGAAGUAAAGACCAUCAUCAAACAGCAGCUAGAAAACGUCUCCAAUGGAUGGACCGUGUACAGGAUAGCCAGACAAGCCUCAAGAAUGGGAAAUCAUGAUAUGGCCAAGGAGCUGUACCAGAGCCUGCUGACACAAGUGGCGUCCGAGCACUUUUACUUCUGGUUAAACAGCCUGAAGGAAUUGUCCACGGCCGAGGAACGCCUGACCGCGCUGCAAGAAGACGAUUACAGCUCGGCCCUCUCUUGUAUUUCCGAGUCUUUGAAAUCUUACCACAAAGGCAUAGCAUCGCUGACCGCUGCCAGCACCCCCAUGAACCCGCUAAGCUUCCAGUGCGAGUUUGUGAAGCUGCGGAUCGAUGUCCUGCAGGCGUUCUCUCAGCUCAUCUGCACCGGUAACAGCCUGAAAACGAGCCCCCCUCCGGCCAUCGCGUCCACCAUAGCCAUGGCUUCCGGGAACGAUCUCCAGCGCUGCGGGCGCAUUUCAACCCAGAUGAAGCACUGUAUGGAGGAAUUCAAAAAUCUCGCCGCACGCUACAAUGAUCUCUACAGAUCUUCUUUUGACGCGGAUUCUGCAACUUUGAGAAACAUAGAAAUACAACAACAGAGCUGCCUUUUGAUUUCGUAUACCAUCGAAGCCCUUAUUUUGGACCCGGAAUCUUGUAGUUUCCAGGAUUGCAGCCUGAGUGGCUCUGGGCAGGCCGACAGUGAAUACGAGAGGAAGAUGCUCUCCGUUUUUAACCACGUACUGGAAGAAGUGGAGCUCCUCGGCAGAAAAUACCCCCCUGUGUCUUACCUGCACACCUCCUGCCUGUGCAAUGCGGUCAUCAGCCUCCUAAAAGUCCCGCUUUCAUUCCAGAGAUAUUUUUUCCAGAAGCUGCAGUCCACGAGCAUCAAGCUCGCCUUGUCCCCAUCUCCUCGCAAUCCCACGGAGCCGAUCCCCGUCCAGAGUAACCAGCAGCUGGCCUUGAAGGUGGAGGGAGUUGUACAACACGGCUCCAAACCGGGGCUGUUCCGCAAGAUCCAGUCCGUCUGCCUCAACGUCUCGUCCGCGCUGCAGAGUAAACUGGGCCAGGACUUUAAAAUCUCUGCGGAGGGUGUAAGAAGUGAGAUGGAACAGAAGGUUGAGCCGCACAAUGAUUACUUCAGCACGCAGUUCCUGUUAAACUUCUCGGUGCUCGGGACGCACCAGAUUACCGUGGAAUCAUCCGUCAUAGACUCUAACGGGAUCCUGUGGAAGACCGGUCCAAAGACUACAAUCUUUGUCAAAUCUUUAGAAGAUCCGUAUUCCCAGCAGAUACGAUUGCAGCAGCAACAGCAGCAACAAGCGCAACAGCCGCUGCAGCAGCCACUCCAGCCGCCACCCCAGCAGCAGCAGCAGCGAAAUGCAUACUCCCGGUUCUAGUUGGCCGGCGACGGGAGCGUAAUACAAAUCUAUUCCUUUUGGUUUAGUUACAGUAAUGGUAUUUUGUAAUAUUACCGUGAAUGGGGAAAUAGCACAAUGUAUAUGUUAAUUUCAACAUCUUUGCUUUAUUCUGUCUGCAUAAAAGUGCAACUUCCUAAAGCA
Spea bombifrons (plains spadefoot toad) is the source of this 3192-nucleotide messenger RNA. It is a transcript of the gene INTS7, whose product is annotated as integrator complex subunit 7. The record is from RefSeq and is a predicted model, not a curated record. Gene Ontology annotation, cellular component: integrator complex. Gene Ontology annotation, biological process: snRNA 3'-end processing. NCBI's taxonomy places the organism in Eukaryota, Metazoa, Chordata, Amphibia, Anura, Pelobatidae. The coding region runs from base 103 to 3030 and encodes 975 amino acids. The transcript has 20 exons.